This is a messenger RNA of Cokeromyces recurvatus, 1141 nucleotides long. RefSeq names its product Dihydroorotate dehydrogenase. The record is from RefSeq and is a predicted model, not a curated record. Lineage: Eukaryota; Fungi; Mucoromycota; Mucoromycetes; Mucorales; Mucoraceae. Gene Ontology annotation, molecular function: dihydroorotate dehydrogenase activity. The transcript has a single exon. Gene Ontology annotation, biological process: 'de novo' pyrimidine nucleobase biosynthetic process; UMP biosynthetic process. Bases 78 to 1013 code for a protein of 311 amino acids. Gene Ontology annotation, cellular component: cytoplasm.
CAUUUCUUUCUUCCUUUCUCUCUCUCUCUCUCUCUCUCUUUCUCUUUCCACGAGGAAAGCAAAAUAUAAAAACAACCAUGGCCGAUCUUUCUACAACCAUCGCUGGAGUUAAACUUCCCAACCUUCUCUUUAAUGCUUCAGGUGUUUGCUGUCAAACAAAGGAAGAUUUACAAAAGAUGGUUGAUAGUGAAUCAGGUUCGUUAAUCACCAAAUCGGCUACGUUUGAGAGACGAGAGGGCAACCCAUCUCCUCGUUAUGUACCAUUAUCGAACGGUAGUAUUAACUCUAUGGGUCUUCCUAAUGAGGGCUAUGCCUAUUACCUUGAUUAUGCUAAAAACUAUGACUAUCAAAGCAACAAACCUCUCUUUGUCUCCCUCUCUGGUCUUUCUCUUGAAGAUAAUGUCAAGAUGAUUGAAGCCUUUAAGGCUGCCAACUUACCUUGUGUUCUUGAAAUCAAUUAUUCAUGUCCUAACGUUCCUGGUAAGCCUCAAUUGGGUUAUGAUUUUGAAGGUAUGGAUCAUUCAUUAAGUGUCUUGGCCCCUUUAAUCGAGGGACCCUUUGGUAUCAAGUUGCCUCCUUACUUUGAUAUUGCUCAUUUUGAUAUUGCGGCUUCCAUUUUUAACAAGUAUGAUAAUUUGGCAUUUGUGACUUGUGUGAAUUCAGUGGGUAAUGGCCUGGCCAUUGAUAUCGACACUGAACAAGUCAUGAUUAAACCCAAGGAUGGCUUUGGUGGGUUAGGUGGAUUCAUGAUCUUGAACACAGCAUUAGCUAAUGUCAAUGCCUUUUAUCGUCGUCUGAAAAAUAAACAGGUCAUUGGUGUAGGAGGUGUUACGUCUGGUAAGGAGGCCUUCCUUCAUGUUUUGGCUGGUGCAAGUGCUGUUCAAAUCGGUACUACCUUGAGAGAGGAAGGUCCUGGUGUCUUUGCUCGUAUCAAGAAAGAGUUAAGUGAUAUCAUGAUUGCCAAGGGAUACAAAUCGCUUGAUGAUUUCCGUGGCAAGGUCAAAACUUUGUAAAUAAUAACAAUAAUAAAUCUGUAUUUAUUUCUUAGUAAAUGCGGUCAUUUAAUUUAUGCAGAAUAAUGUUAAGAAGCAAAUAAUAGCAAUUAAAAAAAAAAAAAAAAAAAAAAAAAAAAAAAAAAAAA